AUGACGGGAACGAGGACAUUCCGAGACGUGAAAUCGAACCAGCCAGUCGAGGGCUUCUCGAAGAUGGACGGGCAGGGAGACUUGGUGGAGAAGACAAGGAUUAGGUACAGGCGCUGGAAGCAGAAUCAACCAGAUUCUCAGGGAGGGCACUGGUACGAGGCUCAAGACUUGGCACGUUUUGCCAGCAACCAAGAAGACUACAACGCUGAGCUGCGAUCCCUGCUUGCAGUUAGAGAGCAAUCCUCACAGAGAGGGAUGUUGGAGUUUGCGAUGAUUGUUUCAGACUGCGUUCGAGAUCUCAAGGCUGACGUCACGAAGGUCCAGGUGGAGCUGACGAUAAUGGAGGGAGGUGGAGGUGUAAUGCAGUACAAACAGGCGAUUAUGAUGGAAAAAGCGAUAGAGUUAGACAAGGAGGAGAUGUUUGCAAUGAGGAAGAAGAAGAUUGAAGAGCUGAUGGAUUACUGGAGCGAGCGAGAGGCGUUUAGGUUGGAGAAGCUCGAAUCUCAGAAAGAAGAGCUGUUGAAACAGAAGAAGGAAGCCAUCGCUGAGCUGAAGAAGAAGCAACAAGCAAAGUUCAAAGGCUCAAGAAUCCUGCAGAUGUGGGGGAAAAACUUUGAGGCUGCUUUGCAAGUCAGGUCACAGCUGACAGCUAUGGAGGCUCAGGAGAGAGCGCAGUUUGAUGCGAGGAUCGAGAAGGAGAUGAAAGUUCAGGCGAACAAGGUCGAGGCGGACAAUGAGAAGUUUGAGAUGAUAAGAUUGCGUGACAACGCGAUCGAGGAUGCAGAGCGGCAGUAUGAGGUGCAGAUGAAGCAGGUAGAAUGCUCCAAGAGACACAAGGCGGCGAAGGCGAAGCAAGAGGCUGAGACGGCCAUGAUGAAUUCUCAGCAGCAUGUCGCGAGCAAGUCAGACGUCGAUCACGUCAAGAAAGCAAGUAAACCCAACAGACAGACAAGGAAAGGAGUCAUCAUCAGCAACCUGAGCGAGACUCUAGCUGCGGAACGGGAGAGAAAGGAGCAAGAGGAAGAUCGAAGGUCACAAGGUGUUGUGGUUCAGGGCUUGCAAGCUCAAGAGAGGAUGCUAGAUCUUCUUGUUGUCUCCUCGAUCCAUUGUGGAGAGAUCAACAGCAGGCAGGAAACAGGAGACAAACGACUUGAACAACUCCCUCCUGUCUCCGCGGACAGGUUCUCAUCGCAGACCUCCAUCAGUAAGAACACUUUCAAGAUCUCACAUUCAACGUUUUGGAGGGAUGAGAAGUCAUCAGCGAUCAGAGCGGAAGACCUCUCAUCCCAGCCAUCCCGGCUCAACAACUCUCGAGAAGAACUUGAGAUGAUUGCUAGGAGAUCAGAGCUCGAGAGCCUCGGUCUGCUCAGCGGAGGCGAUGGGAAGGGGGUCGGCGUGAAGAGAGAUGAAGACAACAGAGUUGUCAGUGCAGUUGUUAUCCGUCACCCGAUGGAGACAGACAGUCAGUACAACUUGAGGAAAAAGAUCCGCAGCAACAAGGAACGGGACACGUUUUCAAAGAAGAACGAAGUGCAAACAUCAGGAAGGCUGCGAACAAAGAAGACAAGCUUGUCGCAGAAACCAGCAGACGCUGAUGGGUUCGCUGACUUUCAAGAAGCGCGUCAGUUCAAGGCAACGAGCCCAGCAGGACUCCGCCUGAGGCGGGAGGCACCGGAGGCUCCUCCCUCCUCCGGGUCGUCGCGGCACUUGAACGACUUUGGGGAGGUGGAUAUGCUGAUCGUUGAUGCCAUCAGCCUGUUGCCUGUCAAGCUCGUCGACCUGCUGCUGUCAAGCUGGGAAAGGGAGGGAUUGUUUACUUCGGACGAUAUCGAGAGCAAGAAGAAGAUGCUCAAAGACGCCAGGAGGGCUCAGGUCUCCUACAACAUGCAACAUAAGUAA
Molecule: messenger RNA, 1899 nt
Organism: Guillardia theta CCMP2712
Lineage: Eukaryota; Cryptophyceae; Pyrenomonadales; Geminigeraceae
Exons: 30
Coding region: 1-1899 (632 amino acids)
Source: RefSeq, a predicted model, not a curated record